This is a messenger RNA of Caenorhabditis briggsae, 1410 nucleotides long. Bases 1 to 1410 code for a protein of 469 amino acids. The transcript has 9 exons. Gene Ontology annotation, molecular function: hydrolase activity. NCBI's taxonomy places the organism in Eukaryota, Metazoa, Nematoda, Chromadorea, Rhabditida, Rhabditidae. The record is from RefSeq and is a predicted model, not a curated record.
AUGAACCUAAAAAUAAAAAUCGCAAUAGCGAUUCUGGCCUUUAUUCACAUCUCGCUGGCUAUUGCAAGAAAAUCGACAGAUGGCGUGGCCCACCACCGACUGGUCCGUCUGCAUACAAUGCUCAUCACAUCCACCGUUAUGUUGACCUCCUCCUAUUAUAUGUGGAAGAGGAUCAACUUUUCGAUCAAAAAGCACAAACCUCACAAAUCCGAGAGUGAGAUCUCUAUUGCGAAUAACUUAGAAAGUGAUACUGAUUUCGCAAUAACGUCUCUACUUCCCAGCCCAAACCCAGUUGGAAAUCGACGACUCCGACUGUUAUGUUUGCAAGAUGUUACUCAAGCACUUUUGUUGCUGUUCUUGUUCCUCUCUCAUAUUGCUCUCUUCUUUUACUACAUUUUAUUGGGUCCGGAACCGAAUGUCAUCGCCAUCACGGCUUUGAGCUUCAUUGCUUGCUACGCGCACAUUCUGAUUUUCUUGCUAAUAGCGGACAUCCUUUACUACUCGACACGGAUUAUCCAUAACAGAGUAUCUGCAAAUUCUGUGCAUACAUAUCUUCAUGAAAACCGAAGCUUCCAUAUCAUGUUGGCUGUUAUCCUUGGAUUCAUGUUCAUGUUUGGUGGCCUCUACACUACACACACUGACCCAAUUGUGAGGGAAGCAAGCAUUCCAAUGAACAAGUUCCAAACAAGCGGUGGAAAUGUCUCGAUUGCACUCCUAUCUGACAUCCACAUCGGUCCAUCUGUGGGACGGACUAGAAUCGCAAGGAUAGUAGAGAUGACGAAUGCUCUGAAGCCAGACAUAAUCGCUAUUGCUGGUGAUCUUGCCGACGGACUUGUUCGAGACUUCCAUGGAGCCGCUGAACCAUUGUGCAAUUUGAAAGCUCCAGGAGGUGUCUAUUUUGCAACAGGAAAUCAUGAGUACAUGCAUGGAAACGUCACAGAAUGGUUCUGGUUCCUGGAAAAUUGCAAUAUAACGAUACUUCACAACCAAAAUAAGCAUAUUACGAUAAAUGGACAACAGAUGUGCAUGGCAGGCGCUGACGAUAUCUAUGCUGUUCAUGCUCAUGUUCCUGGUCAUGGAAUGGAUUUGAAUAAGGCUUUAUCAACGUGUGAAUCUGAUUCCACUAAUGUUCUUCUUGCUCACCAACCGAAUGCGGCAAAGGUGGUACUUAAUGACAGAAAUUUGAGCAAGAAAGUAAACCUAAUUCUGUCCGGUCAUACUCAUGGAGGUCAGAUGUAUCCAUUUGUGCCAAUUGUCCAUAUUGCAAACGCUUUUGUGAGGGGUCAAUACUACGACAAGAAAACGGACACCUACGUGUAUGUCAGUGCUGGCGUCAACUACUUUGGCCCUCCAAUCAAAAUUUUCGGAGGUUGUGAGAUCAUCUUCAUCACAAUGAAUUCAAACCCAUAG